AUAAAAACCCUAGCCGCGUCAAAAGUCAAAACCUCGGUUGUGUUUUAUGGUGUAGCCUCCUCCGUCUCAGAGAAACACCGGCGCGGAACCUUUCUCACAAGUCAGGUCACGGUGACGUUGAAAUCUCUCACUACACGAACUGGUUCCGGUAAAGGAUGGAGGUUGUUUUGGCGUCGUCCUCCGUUGACGGCGGAAUAGGGUGUUGGGACCUCCACACCGGCGCGGAGCAGCUCCGCUACAAGUCCUGCUCCUCCCCUUCUCACGGCCUCGUGGCCGUCGGUCCCCGCUUCAUCGCUUCCUCUCAGAUUCGAGAACCUCCCGCAGCGCCUGGUUCCGUUCUCUUCUGGUCCUGGUCCAAGCCUCAAGUUGAAGUGAAGAGUUUUCCCGCUGAAACCGUUAAACCCCUUGCUGCUAAUCACCCGGGAACCUUCAUAGCUGGUGGAGCUUCCUCUGGUGAUAUUUACUUGUGGGAGGUUGAAACCGGUAGGUUGCUUAAGAGGUGGCGUGCUCAUUUUAGGGCAGUUACUUGCCUGGUGUUUUCGGAAGAUGAUUCACUGUUGGUAUCUGGUGCUGAAGAUGGAUGCGUAAGAGUUUGGUCUCUCUUCAUGAUAUUUGAUGAUUUGAGAAGUCAGCAAGCGAAUAACCUAUAUGAGUAUAGUUUUUCAGAGCACACUCUGUCUGUAACUGAUGUUGUUAUUGGUAAUGGAGGGUGCAAUGCGAUUAUUGUGUCGGCUUCAGAGGAUCGGACUUGUAAGGUAUGGAGCUUAUCUAGGGGAACACUACUAAGAAAUGUAGUAUUCCCUUCAGUAAUUGAUUCAAUUGCAUUGGAUCCAGCUGAACAUGUCUUUUAUGCUGGCAGCAGAGAUGGAAAGAUAUUUAUUGCUGCACUUAACACUGAAAGUAUUGCUACUAAUAAUUAUGGGACGCAUAUCCUUGGUUCUUUUUCUAACCACAGCAAGUCAGUUACAUGCUUAGCAUACGGAACGGGCGAGAAUUUGUUAAUAUCUGGGUCAGAGGAUGGAAUCAUUCGUGUUUGGAAUGCAAGCACUCGUAACAUUGUCCGCAUGUUUAAACAUGCUAAAGGACCUGUAAAUAAUAUUCUCGUUGUUAGACGAGAAAAUGACUAUAGUAAUCACACAUCUUCUAAUGUACAAGCAUCAUCAAGAAAGCAGGGGUCUAAUUUACCCCCUCCAUUGGAAAAAUAUGUAAAUUCAAUAGAUGAAGACUCGAAUAUGAAGACUAUUAUCAGCCUUGGGGGUGGCAGGAGACCCGUGGAUGCUUCAUAUCUCAGUUCUCAUGUGAUAACUAAUUACAUUAAGGAACUUCAGCAUCAAGGUUCAGCUGCUACUUCUGAAAUGGAGAUGGAGAAACUAAAACAUGAUUACCAAAGGUCAAUGCAAAUGGCCAACCAAUGGAAGAAAAUGUAUGAAAACUUGCAUCAAUUUUGUGUAAAGGAGCUAUUGGAUGUUGGUCAAGCUAGAACCUUGGAUGAAAAUGACAAUUAAGACACGUUUUUCAUGCCAGUUACUUCUCAAUUUUGUGUCAAGCUAGAACCUUAGAUAAAAAUAUAUGAAUUCAUUAUUCAUAGUACUGGCGAUCUAAGUAAAAAGUUUUGGACAUUGAUUAAUGAUGACUUUAGCAUUUGGCCAA
Messenger RNA from Cajanus cajan (pigeon pea), 1650 nucleotides. RefSeq names its product Transducin/WD40 repeat-like superfamily protein (gene RID3). NCBI's taxonomy places the organism in Eukaryota, Viridiplantae, Streptophyta, Magnoliopsida, Fabales, Fabaceae. Gene Ontology annotation, molecular function: protein binding. Gene Ontology annotation, cellular component: rixosome complex; nuclear pre-replicative complex. Gene Ontology annotation, biological process: rRNA processing; DNA-templated DNA replication. The record is from RefSeq and is a predicted model, not a curated record.